Molecule: messenger RNA, 3756 nt
Organism: Galeopterus variegatus (Sunda flying lemur)
Lineage: Eukaryota; Metazoa; Chordata; Mammalia; Dermoptera; Cynocephalidae
Gene: PRELP
Product: proline/arginine-rich end leucine-rich repeat protein
Exons: 4
Coding region: 168-1313 (381 amino acids)
Cellular component (GO): extracellular exosome
Molecular function (GO): protein binding; heparin binding
Source: RefSeq, a predicted model, not a curated record
CCAAUAGGAUCUGGUGGAAGAAAAGACAAGCAGGCGCGCAGCACUUGGAGAUCAGGACUUCUAGCUGGCUCUGCUGCCACCGCUCUACUGAGGGGUGGGGGCGGAAGAGGAGACUAAACCCAGAGCUGAGAGCAGAGGCAGGUGUGUGCAGGAGUGUCACCUGGAUCAUGAGGUCAUCCCUCUGCUGGCUCCUCCCACUUCUGCUCAUCUUGGCCUCAGUGGCCCAAGGCCAACCAACACGACGGCCAAGACCCGGGUCUGGACCCAGGCGCAGACCCAGGCCCAGGCCCACGCCCAGCUUUCCUCAGCCCCAUGAGCCAUCAGAGCCUACAGACCUGCCUCCGCCCCUUCCUCCAGGCCCUCCAUCUGUCUUUCCUGACUGUCCCCGGGAAUGCUACUGCCCCCCUGAUUUCCCGUCUGCCCUCUACUGUGAUAGCCGCAACCUGCGCAAGGUCCCUGUCAUCCCAUCCCGCAUCCAUUACCUCUAUCUCCAGAACAACUUCAUCUCUGAGCUCCCGGUGGAGUCCUUCAAGAAUGCCACGGGCCUGAGGUGGAUCAACCUGGACAACAACCGAAUCCGCAAGAUAGACCAGAGGGUACUGGAGAAACUUCCCAGCCUGAUCUUCCUCUACAUGGAGAAGAACGAGCUCGAAGAGGUGCCCUCAGCCCUGCCCCCAAACCUGGAGCAGCUGAGGCUGAGCCAGAACAAGAUCUCCAGAAUCCCGGCCGGCGUCUUCAGCAAGCUGCAGAACCUGCUGCUCUUGGAUCUGCAGCACAACAGGCUAAGUGAUGGCGUCUUCAAGCCUGACACCUUCCAGGGUCUCAAGAACCUCAUGCAGCUCAACCUGGCCCACAACAUCCUGAGAAAGAUGCCACCAAAAGUCCCCAAGGCCAUUCACCAGCUCUACCUGGACAGCAACAACAUCGACACCAUCCCUAGUGGGUACUUCAAGGGCUUCCCCAACCUCGCCUUCAUUCGGCUUAACUACAACAAGCUGUCAGACAGGGGGCUCCCCAAGAAUUCCUUUAACAUCUCCAACCUGCUCGUGCUCCACCUGUCCCACAACAGGAUCAGCAACGUGCCUGCCAUCAACAGCAAGCUGGAGCACCUGUACCUCAACAACAACAGCAUUGAGAAAAUCAAUGGCAGCCAGAUUUGCCCCAACAACCUAGUCGCCUUCCAUGACUUCUCCUCGGAUCUGGAGAACGUGCCCCACCUGCGCUACCUGCGGCUGGAUGGGAACUUCCUGAAGCCACCCAUCCCUCUGGACCUCAUGAUGUGCUUCCGCCUGCUGCAGUCCGUCAUCAUCUAGGCCUCACUCUGCCGCUGGAUCUCCUCUGACUGCACUUGAAGGCUGGUGGCCAGGCGCCCGUGCCCACCUUCGUUUUCUCUAUCUCCCUUUCUUGCUUCCAGCUUUGCCUCUCUUACUCCAUCUUUCUGAGGCAGGGAAAAGCUGUAUACUCUGCUGCAGCCUCUGGAGCAAGACUUCCAAGGGCUUGAUGUGGGCCCACCCAGUUCAAAGACACCCACUGCACCCCCAAGCUUCUGGCCUUCUGUGGUCUCCCUUUCCUCCAGAAACACAGAUGUAUGUCUAAAGACUUCAUAGCCCCUUCUCUCUUCUCCACCCGUCACUCCUGGGUAAAUCAGGGCCAAGGACUGACAUCUCAUCUUGGUCCUGGCCAAGCAAGCAGAAGACAGGGCAGUCCAGAGGUGAGGUUUCGAAAGUGCCGCUGGAGACUCCUCCAACUUGGGCAGCUCUGGCUCAAAGAGGUUGAGAAACCCGUUUCCUCAGCCAAGGAUCCCUUCUUCCAAAACUGCUGCUCCACAGCCCCGUUCCCCAGCAUGACAUUGGACUGGCUCUCUGCUGGCCCACAUUCAGCAGGGAGGGAAUGAAAGAGGUGGGGUGGAGGGUCGGGAUGCCCACAAGGGCCUGCAUCUGGCAGGGACAAGUUGGGUGUCCCUCCUUCUUCUCCGGGUGCACGUGGCACUCACCCUGCAGGCUGGGGCUCAGAGAGGAACAGCCAAGGAGGAGAAGCAUGGCCCAAAGAACUAGGAAGCAGCCAGUUGGAGAGGUGGGGUCAGAGCCCCAGGCUGGGCCCACGUGGGAGUGGAUGGGUCCCUUGCCCAACCUCAACAGGGGCCUGAGGCCCCAGGGAACACAGUGUUCACAGUGAAGGGUCAAGUGGCGCCGGCCCGGCCCCCGCCAUCUGUUCUCUAUCAGCGUGGAGGGCCCGGUCCUUUCCAGUCCCCGGGAGGGCAGUCCCUGAGAAACCGGGAAGACAGGGCAGAGCGCCUGGAAAUCUCCCAGAAGCCUCUGCGCGUUCGCAGAUUGGCCUCUGCCUCUCAGACAGACACAUCAGUGACACCUGGUGGCUGGUGGAGGUCAUGGCUGGCUCCAGUCUCACCCUCUCCCUGGGGUGGUUUUCCAAGGAGCCAACGACCAACUUGGAGGAGGCACUGGUGUGCAUGGUUCCUCUCUCCUCUGGGGGCUAAAGGGCACAAAGGUCCAGAGGCUGGGGCUCAUUCCCACCAUGGGUGAGCACGAAUGGGAAACCCUGGUGAACCCAGCUGAGGACACGGUUUACUCCUGUUUGCUGGAUGACCUCACGGGGUCCCUUCUGCUCUCAGCUCUCACAUCUGUAAACCAAGGGGGUGGAUAAGAUGCUCCUCCAAGGUCCUUCCAGUCUCAUGUUCCGAAUCUGCAGCUCUGCACUUUAAAUAAUAUUCAAAUGCAGAACAAGUCCUAAAUAUUACCUCCUUCACUUGCAGUAAUUUAUUCCCUGUGUGGACGUCCCUCCCCCAGAGGCUUGCCCAUCCUCCUUGCCUGACCCAAAUGAGUGCCUUGGCAGGUCUCCAAGGGAAACCUCAACGGGGCUGCCUUGCUUCCACCUCUUGCCCUCCACUGACUUCCUCCAGGGGAUGCUGCCCCUCCACGGCCUCCUGAGUGUGAUGUUGGUAUGGGGUGUGGAUAUUCUACAAAUGAGUAAGAUACAGUGACCACCCUCAAGGUAGGAUGAGAAAAGUUCCAGAGAUUUUUAAGAAAUUGAAUUAAGCUGGAUCCCUAAGUUCUAAGAAAUUCCUGGUCUCACCUUUCUCUUUUGCUAAUUAUGGAUGAUAGGGCCCAUUUCAUCAUAGCCUCCUUCCCCCCUGCUCAUUCCUCCUAGCUGCAGCUGGGUUUUCUAAGGCCCCUGCUUAAAGUCAAUAUGAAGUAUGUUAUUAUGGCUGCAAGCAAUCGGGUGCUAUGGCCUGGACAAGCCCUCCUUUUUGCACCUUACACCUCGCAACCUCAGCCCCUUUGACGAGGCCUGAGGGGAGCACAGCUCCUGUAGCUCCCAGGAGCUUUCCCCUUAUGCUGGUCAUUCCCCUGAUCCUGCAAGUGUGAACUGUUUUGUGUUUGCAGCAGCACAACCACCAUCACCCAUUGCCCCUUCUAGAAUAUGUCUGUUCCCUCCCUUGCUCUCUGCAGCUGUAAAUCAGAGGGAAUUAGAGUUAAAAUAGAUUUACAGGCACCCUGCUACAUACACACACACACACACACAAUGUGCUGGUUUCCCUUGGGUUUAAGCAAGCCACUCCUCCAUACACAAGUUCAUUCCCUUAGAGCUGUUAGCAUCUACAUGUACAGGUGUGUAAGUAGGGAUGUAUGUGUACUCUGUACGUAUAUCUGUUCUCUCAAAGACCGUGUUAACUUUGUGAAACAACUUUCACAUUUCAGCACACUUCACAGCAGAGGAAAUAAAGUAGUACGAAAAAUA